Messenger RNA from Dinoponera quadriceps, 2386 nucleotides. RefSeq names its product cyclin-dependent kinase-like 4. Lineage: Eukaryota; Metazoa; Arthropoda; Insecta; Hymenoptera; Formicidae. Gene Ontology annotation, biological process: protein phosphorylation. Bases 985 to 2130 code for a protein of 381 amino acids. Gene Ontology annotation, molecular function: ATP binding; cyclin-dependent protein serine/threonine kinase activity. The record is from RefSeq and is a predicted model, not a curated record. The transcript has 6 exons. Gene Ontology annotation, cellular component: nucleus.
CGAAACGUUUCACAUGUGGAACAUUGCGCGCCGGACCUUUAUACGUUACUUCCUCGCAAGGGAGAAAUAAUUGAUUGUCUCUUGCUUUAAAUUUUUGUCUUCUUUUCUUUGAAAAAAUUUGUAUCUUUCCUGAAACAAAAUCUCCGGUCGAAUAAAGGAAUCGUGCCAAAUCUUACCACGUAUUACCGAAAUGCGACUUUGACUAAGACAAGUAAUAAAACAAGCUUGUGAACGUAGCUACAUGACAAUUCGCGCUUUGAAAAUUUUUCACGCGCGUCCAUCUCUAUAAACGUAACCUAAGCAGCCAUGUCCGCACCAACGAUAUCAAACUUUCCAAAUUGUCAUCGAUAAGCGUAAUAAUGCGUGCGAAUACAACAAUAUGGUAAACGACGUGAGGUUUGCAAAUUAUCGGCAGCAUAUACCACAGUGGUGAGAGCUCCUUUUUCCGUAACCUCUCUCUUUGGAUGAAAAAUUCAAUAUCGUAAUAAUAUACCGUAAUAAUAUAAACAAACAAAGCCGACACUCUUGCGAAUGAAAAAUGUCUCUUCACAGUUUAUCGGCCGGGCUUGCAAUAAUCUUUUCCAUUAAUCGAACGAUAGAACGAUGAAAUAACAUUUCUGCAGUCCGCUCGCUCGUAGUAUUAGAUCGUGUAAUUAUUAGACGAAUCGAUAUCUCAUUCGCGUCCGAGAGUUAAAUGUCAAAGAGCAUUCAUUUGAUCGAGCGGUCCUCCCCUUGAUGGAAUUUGUCAAUCUCCCUUAUGCCAUCAUAUUACGACAAUGGAUACUGUAACGCCAUUAUACGACCGCAUGAAAUUUUUACCGCUUUCGGUUUGGUUGAUGAGGAUCGUGCUGGCGCCUGCGCCGAAUCGCCUGGGUUUGAAUAGAGCAAAACUCUCUCUCUCUCUCUCUCUCUCUCUUUCGUGGGGUAGCUUGACCCUUGGUCAUCCACUGGAACAGUCUAGCCGGUACUGUCUGCGGUGAUACUAUGCUUUUCACGCAACAGUUAACAUCCUUGCCAUGCCUUGCCAAGUAUAAAAAGUCUCGGGCGCCAAGCAAAGCCAUGGAGCGUUACGAGCGUUUGGCGCGGCUCGGCGAGGGUAGUUACGGCGUUGUCUUCCAGUGUAGGGACCGGCAAACUGGAAAACUGGUGGCUGUAAAGAAGUUUCAACAAACCGAAGAUGAUCCCCUCAUACGUAAGAUCGCGCUACGAGAGAUACGUCUGUUAAAGAAUCUCAAGCAUCCGAACCUGGUGAAUCUUCUGGAGGUCUUCAGACGGAAGAGAAAGCUGCAUCUGGUGUUUGAAUACUGCGAAAACACUCUGCUGAACGAGAUGGAAAAGUAUCCAACCGGCUGUCCAGACCUCACCACCAGGCAACUCACCUGGCAAAUUCUGCAGGGAGUAGCCUAUUGCCAUCGUCUGGGAUGCGUUCACAGGGACGUCAAGCCGGAGAACAUCCUCAUCACCGGCGAAGGUGUGGUAAAGCUGUGCGACUUUGGAUUCGCGCGUAUGCUCAGCCCCGGUGAAAACUACACGGAAUACGUCGCCACCAGAUGGUACAGGGCGCCGGAAUUGCUGGUCGGGGACACGCAGUACGGUACCCCGGUCGACGUGUGGGCGGUCGGUUGCGUGUUCGCCGAAUUGAUACGGGGCGAAGCCUUAUGGCCGGGAAAAUCCGACGUAGAUCAAUUGUAUCUGAUAAGAAGGACACUGGGCGAUCUCUUACCGAGGCACAUGGCCAUCUUUCAGCAGAACGAAUUUUUCGCCGGUAUCACUCUUCCAACGCCGCAAACGCUCACACUCCUUCAAGACGCGCUACCCCAUAAUCCUUUGCAGCUGGACUUUCUGAAGAAGUGCUUGGACAAAGAUCCGAACGAAAGGUGGACGUGCGAACAGUUGCUGCGACAUUCUUAUUUUGACAAUUUUCACUUCAAAAUGCCGGAUGUCGAGGUGGAAGAGUUUGAAAAAUUGAAAAAAUAUCGAGAACGGUCUCGGAAUACCAAUUAUAGUCAAAUGGUGUUGCCGCAAUUACCCAAGGCUGGCCCUUCUGUUCAUAGCCAGGGCGAAAGUCGGCCCAAGAGCUCCUCCAUACAUCAACCAAAUUUCGACCAUCUACCGACUAUAAGAGGUUAAUCGAUCUCUCCUCUGUACAUAUAUUUUCUUAAGCCUUUCGAAGAUAUGUAGUAGGUGGAAUAUUUUUUAGAAAAAUAAGGAGAAAAAGGAACAAAGAGAAACGGUUGUUAUCCUUUGUUCCCUUGGCACGUUUCCUUUUUAAAGGUAAUUUUCAGACCUUUAUUUCAAUUUCAAACAAGACUUACGUUUGUACUUGCACGUAGGAACAAACGCGGUAUGUAUAUCUCUUAUAAUAAAGAAAUUUUCUAAUAAAUAA